GGUUCAGGAGCAAACGAAAUGGAAAAAUUUUCUGAUAGCUCUCAACGAUCUCGGGAUCUAUCGUGCUGACGAAAGCAUUGUGUUGCCCCGGGAUCUUUUUCUUGUCCUGCAGGAUAUUACCCACUUUAUCCUGUGUCAGUGCAAGCACGAUAUCGACGUAGCCCAGGGGCACAUGAGUAGUUGUAACCCAGCUUGUGGCACAACGGACACGUGGACGAGCCAUGAAAACUCUCGGGAAGGGAAUUGUCAUUCUGGUGGCAUGGAAAUAAGAUCGUCUCGCUCUGCGCUUCUGCCCGCUGCGCGCACCGAGUUUCGCCUCAAAGGCGCGUCAAUGUCUUUCCUAGAGUUCUGCCUACUUCUUGGGGAUCAAGGCUACUCAAGUUAA
This is a messenger RNA of Amoebophrya sp. A25, 385 nucleotides long. Lineage: Eukaryota; Dinophyceae; Syndiniales; Amoebophryaceae. The record is from the annotation of a GenBank genome assembly.